AUGGUUAAAUUAGGUGCUCGUUGGAGAGUGGGAUCAGCAUCUACGAUUGAUGUUCUGGAGCAAUCGUGGCUUCCUGAUAUGGAGAAUCCUUAUAUUUCCAAGGUUGUAAAUUCUCAUGAGGAACUCAGUUCUUGGUAUUGGUCUAAGGAGCUUUUUGGUGGUUAUUCGGUCAAAAGUGCUUAUAAGUUGCUCCAAGUUUUGAAUGGUAGAUGGAGCAUGGGGGAUAAUUCUGGCUUUUGGAGAAAGGUGUGGAACCUAAAGAUCCCUCAAAAAGUCAAGAAUUUCUUAUGGACAUCUUUGUCUAAUUGUUUGCCUACUCUUGCUAUGUUACAAAGAAAUAAUGAAGUUAUGGGUGUCCUAUUCUGGUUUGAAGCUUUGUGUAACAGCAGCACUGUGGACAUUAUUAGGGUGGUGGCAAAGAUCUGUUGGGCUGUGUGGCGUGCCCUUAAUGAUUUAGUUUGGAAUAAUAAAAGUUUGGUUGUUGAGGUGGUGGUACAUUGUACACUUACAUACCUUGAACAAUGGGAUAGAGCUCAAGAUAAAGGCAGUGAGGGCCCCUCGGUUUCAGGUGUUUUACUUGGAUAUGUUGAGCAUUGGACUAAACCAGGUAUUAAUAUUGUCAAGGUUAACUAUGAUGCAACUAUUUUUGCUUCUGAAAACAAGUUUGGCUUCAGGUGGAUUGCUAGAGAUCAUGGGGGAAAUUAG
Humulus lupulus (European hop) is the source of this 705-nucleotide messenger RNA. RefSeq lists its product as uncharacterized. The record is from RefSeq and is a predicted model, not a curated record. Bases 1 to 705 code for a protein of 234 amino acids. The transcript is spliced from 3 exons. NCBI's taxonomy places the organism in Eukaryota, Viridiplantae, Streptophyta, Magnoliopsida, Rosales, Cannabaceae.